This is a messenger RNA of Rhipicephalus sanguineus (brown dog tick), 3522 nucleotides long. It is a transcript of the gene rin, whose product is annotated as ras GTPase-activating protein-binding protein 2. The transcript is spliced from 8 exons. Gene Ontology annotation, cellular component: cytosol; ribonucleoprotein complex. The coding region runs from base 135 to 1790 and encodes 551 amino acids. Gene Ontology annotation, molecular function: mRNA binding. Lineage: Eukaryota; Metazoa; Arthropoda; Arachnida; Ixodida; Ixodidae. The record is from RefSeq and is a predicted model, not a curated record.
CAGGGGCUGCAGAAGCGCCGCUUGACGGCAGUGUGUGCAACGACACUCCCAAGUACGGGGUUCUUUGAUUUAUCUGCAAAACUGUGACCGGCACAUUGCUUCCAUCUCCACAGCCUUCUUUUGGCUACUGAGUCAUGGUCAUGGAAACUCCGACCGCUCUUCACAUAGGGCGGGAGUUUGUCCGACAGUAUUACACGGUGCUCAAUAAGACUCCCCUACAUUUGCACCGGUUCUACAGUCAGGACUCCUCCUUUGUGCAUGGGGGCCCUGAAAAACAGGAGUGUGUGAUGGGUCAACAUGACAUCCAUCAACGCAUCAUGCAGCUCAAUUUCCGCGACUGUCAUGCGAAGAUCAAGCAAGUGGACUCACUCACUACUUUAGGCGAAGGUGUUGUCAUUCAGGUGACAGGUGAGCUGUCGAAUGCUGGCCAGCCGAUGCGCCGCUUUAUGCAGACAUUUGUUCUGGCACCCCAGCAGCCUCUGAAGUACUACGUGCGCAAUGACAUCUUCCGUUACCAAGAUGAGGUAUUCACAGAGGAGGAGGAAGAGGAAGAAGGCAGUACGGCUGCUGAGCAAGCUCAGGAAGAGGUUCCCGAGCCCCUAAUGGCGCAUCAUCAAGCUGCGCACACGGAAGUGGUCCAGCACACUGCAGAUGCCACAACCCCUUUGGUGAAUGAAGCACCCCUGCCACCUCGGGGAGAGCAGCUGGGCAACGGUGGUAGCAGUCCACCUUCCAACAGCGUGGCCCAAACUCCUGGUCGGCCUGCUUAUUUUGAUUCUCAGGUCAUGCGAAAUGGGACGGCACAUCUAGUCCCAGAAGGUGAGAUUUCUUCACAAGCAUCCUUGACAAGCGGCAGCCCUCCAGAAGCACCUUCAUCAGCAGCCACUGUUGCUACCAGUAAUUCAAUGAACUGGAAAGACGAUGAAUCCCCUGCACCACCUGCUGCACCGCAGGUCAAUCAUCAGGCACUUCCGGAGACAAAGACUUACGCCAACAUGGUGAGCAAGAACUCUGCACCGAUCUCGUCAGCUGGAUUUACGUCACCAAGUCCUGCGGCACCUUUUGGUGGUGCUCCUACCAGUGGAACAGGACACGUUCCUGCAUCUACAGGGCACCCUGGAGGGCGAUUUGGAGGUGAGCCCCUGUCUGGGGGCUUGCCACCAAGGCCAGACCAACGCGGAGGUCCACGGCCUCAGCAGCAAACGCGGGCACCGCGCUCCACACUGCCACCGCCCACUAAGCGGGCAGAGAGUGGCCGGAAUGAAAGUGUACUUGGCAGUGAUGAUGGGACUGCGCCACCACCCCUCCGGUCUAGUGCCAAGCCCCAGUAUCCUGACAACCAACAGGUGUUUGUGGGAAACCUGCCGCACUCUGUCACUGAGGAGCAAGUGCGAAAACGCUUUGAGGAGUUUGGCCAUGUGCUUGAGUUCAGGAUGAACUCGAGGUCGACAAGCAAGAUGACAGCUGGUGGCAAAGCUGUACCUAACUGCGGCUUCGUCAUCUUUGAGAGCUGUGAGGCUGUCGAGACAGUACUACAUAAUGCGCCCAUCUUCAUUAAUGAGACUCGUGUGAAUGUUGAAGAGAAGAAGACCAAGCAGAAGCUUGCCACAGAAGGACGAGGGGGCAGCUUUACAUCAGGCAGCCCUCGCAGUGGAGGAACAGGAGGGAUGAUGCCAAGAGGAGGACCCCCUGGAGGGCGUGCUAAUGGGGCUGGUGGGCGUGGCGGCGCCUUCUCGAGAGGUGGCGGCCGUAACGCUACUGGUGGUGGCGUUGGCAUCAGGCACAACUAGACCUACUGCAGCUUAUGUGCUGACCCCACCGAGCAGCAGUCCCUGUACCCGUGGCACCUUCCUGCUCUCGUUGGACUGUCCCGUGACCGACUCUGCAUCUGCACUCCUCUUCACUCCACUGCCCUAUCACCUUGUUACUACUCGCCCCCUCACCCCUCCGAGACAUCCCCCGUUUUUUUCCCCCCUUGUUACUCAGCUUUUCAUUGUCAGCAUUUAUUUACAUGUUGUUCAGUCCUUUUUUUCCUCCCUUUUUGUGAGGUAGUCUUGCUAGCUCUACACCAUGUGACACUUGCUCUUACUGUGGCAAGUGUGCUCGCCUGCAAGCACUUUGGCCUCUUUCUGCCUCAACUGAUGGUAUUUUUGUUGCUUGUCAUUUCACAUUAUUCAUCUGUAGGCUGCCUCCAAGACCAAAAAUGUAGCCACUUCUUCGUCUCUCGAUUGGCUCCUGCAAUUCAUAGGGUGUUUAUUUCAAGGUGAAGGGUUGUGGUGGGAGUAGUGGUGGAAGGGAAGAGAUGCCAGGGACAAGCCUAGCUGCUGCAGGACGGUGCUGGGAAAAGGGAGCUCCAAAUGAAAAUGGAAGCAUUACUCCUUGCCCAUGUAGACACAGAACACGCAGACCGUGAUGAAACUCAAACCCUGCAUCUGACUUGGCUGAGCCAAGGAAGAUUUGAGGAAACGCAGGCUGCAUGCCCAUGCAAAUUAUGCAUACUAGGCUGUGCCACUGAUUCACAGCCAAGGAAGGGUGAACUUUGGAAAUGGAAGCUUUUUUUGCCGGUCAUCAUUCAUUUAUACAACACACUGCUGUUACUUUUUGUUAGGUUUUUGUAUGUAUGUUUGUGGCUCGUGUACGAUGUCCUUUUGUAAGGAAAGUAGAAAUACCAAAAAAAAAAGAGUGAAAGAAAAAAACAAAGAGAAAAAAAGUGUUGAAUGAGUAAAGAGUGAUCAGCCUACACCUCCUCCUCUUCUUCCAUGCCCCCUGCCUUUUUUCUCCUUCCUCUCGCCCCCUUAGGAACUUAUUUAAUUUUGUGGCCUCCUGUACAUAAAUGAAUGGUUGCAAACCUAUAGGCCCCCACUUCUUUGCUUUCUUUUACAAUUUUAAAGGAAUUAGAGGUGGAGGAGUGGUAUUCAGAUUGACACUGGUUCUUAGCGGCUUUCGUGGGAAAGAACCUUCAGCCUCCUCUCUGUCCCCUUCCCCUCAGUGUAGUGAGGUUCCCUCUGCAUAGUCAACUGCUCCCCCUGCACAGUGAAGUCACUUUCAUUGUUCUGAACACUGAAGCAGUGACUUAAUUUUUAUUUAGGUGGAAGUAUCCCCGAGUGUGUUUUUUUUCUUUAAUUUGGCCUCAUUUGGCCAAUGCUGAAGGUGUGUAACCGUAUGCCACCCUUCUGCAAUGAUGUAAAUACUGUGGGGUAUGCUUCAUGGACUGCCAUGUGUGCACAGUCUGGUUCUGUUUGAAACUACCAGUCUUUGGGGUUUUUUUUUUAAUUUUUCCCCCUCUGUUGCGGUUCAAUAUGUCUCGAUCACAGUUUCUGCCUGACCAACCAAUUCUUUGCUGUUACAGUUGAAUUUUUUUCUCUCCUUGCAAUUCAUCGUCAUUUGCUGUUUUUAUAUAAAGAUGAAAUCAUUAACCCAUAGCCGUAACUUAAAGAAGGCCCAUCUAGUGCAAAAAAGAUGAAGACAAAUAAAAAGAUGAAGCAAGGUAUCACUUUGGACCUUGUUGCUUGAUGCAUUGUG